Lodderomyces theae is the source of this 549-nucleotide messenger RNA. RefSeq names its product DNA replication protein (gene PSF2). The transcript has a single exon. Gene Ontology annotation, biological process: DNA replication; double-strand break repair via break-induced replication. Lineage: Eukaryota; Fungi; Ascomycota; Pichiomycetes; Serinales; Debaryomycetaceae. The record is from RefSeq and is a predicted model, not a curated record. Bases 1 to 549 code for a protein of 182 amino acids. Gene Ontology annotation, cellular component: nucleus; GINS complex.
AUGUACCUCUACAAGAAUUUACAAUUCACAAUAUCUAUACUAACAACAACACCACCACAACAGGCCACUGUUCCCAACUUACGAGCAAUGAGACGAGAAAAAGUACCGCUUUGGGUUGCACUCAUAUUGAAAGCACAAGGCAAGUGCAAUAUAGUCCCUCCGAAAUGGCUAAAUGUCAAUUACCUCAAGGAAAAAUACGAUGACGAGAUAAGAAAACCAGCACAAUUCAGUGAUCUACCUUGGAACUGGCUUGAGCUUUCGAAAAUAUUACUCACGAAGGCACCUGAUGACUUACCCGAUGCUGUAUCUGAUCUACGCUCGAUAAUUCAAGAUUUACGAGAGAUUCGAUUGAUCAAGUCGCGCAAAGGUUUGAAAGAGUUGAAUGAGUCAAAUAUUGCCUUGAAUGGACUAUCAUUGAUGGAGAUUAAUGAAAUCCGCCCAUUCGUUCUUCCAGUAAUGAAUAAGUUGCGGCAGUUGCAUGAUACUACGGUCAAGCAUGAUUCGGGGACAAAUGAGGAGAACAUGGCGGAUGUUUCUGAUGAUGAGUGA